Molecule: messenger RNA, 1691 nt
Organism: Doryrhamphus excisus (bluestripe pipefish)
Lineage: Eukaryota; Metazoa; Chordata; Actinopteri; Syngnathiformes; Syngnathidae
Gene: hsd3b7
Product: hydroxy-delta-5-steroid dehydrogenase, 3 beta- and steroid delta-isomerase
Biological process (GO): steroid biosynthetic process
Molecular function (GO): oxidoreductase activity, acting on the CH-OH group of donors, NAD or NADP as acceptor
Source: RefSeq, a predicted model, not a curated record
CCGUCGUUCAUUAAAGUUAGGAGGUUUCAAAAAAAAAAAAAAAAUGAAGAGCUGGUUUGGACUGAAGUCUUUAUACGCAGCACCGUCUAGUGACGGGCCGCAUUCUUCACAAGGCAAGCGGAGACCAGGAAGCACGAUGAACCAAAGCAGACCCACGCUCGUCUACCUGGUCACCGGGGGCUGCGGCUUCCUGGGCCGACACCUGCUCAGGGUCCUGCUGGCCAAAGAGGACCAGCUUUCCGAGGUUCGGGUGUUCGACAAGCACACGGACGACAGCCUGAGCGGACUCGGAACCGAGCGCACAACCGUGACGGUCAUUCAGGGCGACAUCACCGACUACAGCAGCGUGCUGGAGGCCAGCCGCGGCGCCAACGUCGUCAUCCACGCCGCCGGCCUGGUGGACGUCUGGCACAAAGUCCCGGAGGACGUCAUCUACUCCGUCAAUGUGAAAGGAACGCAGAACGUGAUCAACGCCUGCGUGGAGAACAGCAUCUGCAGCCUGGUCUACACCAGCAGCAUGGAGGUGAUCGGGCCCAACAUGAAGCGGGAGCCGUUUGUCAGGGGCAACGAAGACACACCUUAUGAGGUGAAACACACCAUGGCCUACCCCAAGAGCAAGGCCAAGGCCGAGAAGCUCGUCCUGGACGCAAAUGGAAUCAAGGUCAGCAACGGCAAGCGCUUAUACACGUGCUCGCUGAGGCCGACGGGCAUCUACGGCGAGGGCCACGAGCUGAUCCGAGACUUCUACAACAUGGCGGUCAAGAGGGGCGGCGUCAUUAUCAGCGGCAUCCCGCCAACCAUCGAACACGGGCGAGUCUACGUCGGCAACGUGGCGUGGAUGCACGUCCUCGCCGCCCGCGCCCUGAUGGAGCGCCCGGGCACGGUCGGAGGAGAGGCCUUCUUCUGUUACGACGACUCUCCUUACAAGAGCUACGAGGACUUCAACAUGCUCUUCCUGUCCACCUUUAACUUCCGCUGGAUCCGCAUCCCCAUGAUGCUGCUGUGGAUCAUGGCCGUGCUCAACGACAUCCUGCGCUGGCUGCUGAGGCCCGUUUGCAACUUCACGCCGCUCUUGAACAGCUACACCCUGAGCGUGGCCAGCACCUCCUUCACCGUGAGCACGGACAAAGCGCAGCGCCUCUUCAAGUACCGCCCGCUCUACAACUGGGACCAGUGUCGGGAGCGCACGCAGAAAUGGGUGGACACGUUCCCCGCCGAGGACACAAAAGCCUGAUGGGCUCCACGCUGCCCUGAUGCUGCUGCUACUACGUAUAUGCCAUUAUUAUUUAUAUCUGCGUAGACGUAACACUCAAAACAUAGCUGCUAGGUGCUUCUACUCCAAACCAGCAAGGGGCAGUAAAAUUCCUAAUGUUUCAUCAACUUUCUUCAGGGAUUCCAGGGAUAAAGGAGAGACAUUCCACAGGAAGAAAAUUGUGUGCCUCAAAAACAACCACCAGCAGAUGAUUCCAGAAGCUUGAAACCAGCACAGUGUCAUUAAGCGUCGAUGAGGUGAACUUUGGUGUGAACGUCAGCAGCACAAACAGCAGAACUGUUGAUGUCUCUGGUCUCCAUGGAGAGAGAUGCAGCAGCCAUGACUCACUGGCACCCCCAGAGGGACACGGCGGUAUUACAAAAAGGGAGCUUAAUGAUCGUUAUCAUUAAGUGACCAGAAUAAAGGUCCGUUAUAUUCA